Messenger RNA from Lipotes vexillifer (Yangtze River dolphin), 1008 nucleotides. It is a transcript of the gene GSG1L, whose product is annotated as GSG1 like. The coding region runs from base 1 to 1008 and encodes 335 amino acids. The transcript is spliced from 7 exons. Gene Ontology annotation, cellular component: postsynaptic density membrane; plasma membrane. NCBI's taxonomy places the organism in Eukaryota, Metazoa, Chordata, Mammalia, Artiodactyla, Lipotidae. The record is from RefSeq and is a predicted model, not a curated record.
AUGAAGACGAACCGCCGCGGCCGAGCGCUCCUGGCCGUGGCCCUGAACCUGCUGGCGCUGCUCUUCGCCACCACCGCCUUCCUCACCACUCACUGGUGCCAGGGCACGCAGCGGGUGCCCAAGCCGGUCUGCGGCCAGGGCGGGAGCGCCAACUGCCCCAACUCGGGCGCCAACGCCACGGCCAACGGCACCGCCGCCCCCGCCGCCGCCGCCGCUGCCGCCGCCGCCGCCGCCGCCGCGGGGAACGGCCCCCCUGGCGUCGAGCUCUACAGCUGGGAGACAGGCGACGACCGCUUCCUCUUCAGGAAUUUCCACACUGGCAUCUGGUACUCGUGCGAGGAGGAGCUCGGCGGGCUCGGUGAAAAAUGCCGCAGCUUCAUUGACCUGGCCCCAGCAUCAGAGAAAGGGGUCCUGUGGCUGUCGGUCGUCUCCGAGGUGCUGUACAUCCUCCUGCUGGUGGUUGGUUUCAGCCUCAUGUGUCUCGAGCUCUUCCACUCCAGCAAUGUCAUCGACGGGCUCAAGCUCAAUGCCUUUGCGGCGGUCUUCACGGUGCUCUCAGGCCUCCUGGGAAUGGUAGCCCACAUGAUGUACACGCAGGUGUUCCAGGUCACCGUGAGCCUCGGCCCUGAAGACUGGAGGCCCCAUUCCUGGGACUACGGGUGGUCCUUCUGCCUGGCGUGGGGCUCCUUUACCUGCUGCAUGGCAGCCUCUGUCACCACGCUCAACUCCUACACCAAGACGGUCAUUGAGUUCCGGCACAAGCGCAAGGUCUUUGAGCAGGGCUACCGGGAGGAGCCGACCUUCAUAGACCCUGAGGCCAUCAAGUACUUCCGGGAGAGGAUGGAGAAUGGGGAUGGGCACGAGGAGGACUUUCGCUUGGAUUGCCGCCACGAGAGAUACCCUGCCCGUAAGUGGCCUCACCUGCAGGAGCCAGUGCUGCAGAUUCGGCUUUUUAUGCCUGAUCUCCUGUUCUUGCUGACCGCCAACCCCUACAGCUGGGAUUUCUAA